AUGGCCCACGCAGAACUUGAUCGUCUUCAAGUAUGUUUGAACUUCGCACUCGACACCCUCCGCAAGGAGAUGGACAACUCGCAACUUCCUCCCCUGAGUCAACACAGCUCAGUAGAACACCCGCAAGCCGUUAUGCUUUACACUCACAAAUGCCUAACCUUCAUGAAUCAUCCUCUAGCAUGCCUGGGAGAACUAAAGAACCUCAUCCAGUCGCCUUUGGAUAAGCGCAUGGAUGAUAUAUUCUCGGCGUAUAGUUCUGCCUGCAUGGAUACCCUUAUCAAGACCAGUAUCAUCGACCACUUGUCUGAAUCGUCAAAUCCCUCCGAAGGAAUCGCAGUCGCAGAACUGGCCUCAACAUUCGAACUUGAUUCUCAAAAGCUCGUUCCCAUUCUUCGCUUCUGUGCAGCCAACGGUUGGGUGCGGGAGACCCGUGAUUCUUCAUUUGCUUUGAACAGAUGCUCGCGCAUUUUUAUCAAAGGUCGCACAGGUCGGAGACUGAAUCUUUCGUUUCUGUCCAUAGUCAGAGUCAUGCCAGCUUGGGUAACGGAAUCGGAUUGGAAAUUGUCGCGUUCUCCAGCGCAGACUAGUUUCCAGAUCGCGUUUAAUACUCCUUUGCAGCAAUUCUCCUGGAUCCAACAGAAUCCACAGGCUCUUAUUCCACUGGCGGAUCAUCUCCAAGUCCUUGGUGACAUGUCUACACCGAGCAUUGUGGCAGACUACCCAUGGGAACGACUGGAAACACCCGUCAUCGUUGAUUGCGGAGGAGGAAAAGGUGGUCUAGUUACAGCCAUCCUAGACGCGCAUCCUUCCUUCCAAGCUAUCGUGCAAGACAUGGAGAAUGUCGUCGUAAUGACAGGUUCACUUAUGAAAGAACGUCGCCCUCAUGAUAUAGAGAGUGGUAUACUCAAGGUGGAAGCCCACGACCUUUUCCAGUCUCAACCACGGAUCGGGAACGAGUACAGUUUCAUCUUGCGUCACAUACUGCAUGAUUGGCCUGACAAAGAAGCGGCGGCGAUAUUGGGAAACGUAGCUCGUGCACUGGGCCCCAAGUCCAAAAUUCUCAUCAUCGAAAUGGUAGCUGUCCCGAACGUAGAUUCUACUGCUACAAGGAGUGCCAAGUCAUUCUUACUGGACAGCGAUGAUAAACGCCCCAACUAUUGUAUUCCAUCGCACUUUGGUGCGGCGUCCAAACUAGUCAAUGCGUUCUCGGUGAACAUGCUGAGCUUGAUGAACGGCUGCGAAAGGUCUUUGCGCGAGUGGGAGAGCCUUGUCAACGGGUGCGGGCUUCGUAUCACGAACGUCUAUCCGCUGAGAGCUCACACUUCUGUUAUCGAGUGUGCGCUUGAUGUAUAA
Suillus bovinus is the source of this 1353-nucleotide messenger RNA. Its product is annotated as O-methyltransferase-domain-containing protein. The record is from RefSeq and is a predicted model, not a curated record. The transcript is spliced from 10 exons. Bases 1 to 1353 code for a protein of 450 amino acids. Gene Ontology annotation, molecular function: O-methyltransferase activity. NCBI's taxonomy places the organism in Eukaryota, Fungi, Basidiomycota, Agaricomycetes, Boletales, Suillaceae.